ACAGCAUCAGUCUUCAAUGUCACCAUCACUGAUCUGAAUGAACAUGAUUCAGACACAUACUAUUGUGUAGUUGAUAUAGUCGGGUGGACAGAUAUCUACACUGAAGUGAAGCUGAAUGUUAGAGAAGACACAACUGAUCACAAAACAUCACCAACAACAACAACAACAUCAUCAUCCUUCUUAUCGUCUUUCUCAUCAGUUCAGUCAACACUGGUCACGACAUCAUCAUCCUCAACUUUCUCAAAAAUUCAAUCUACAAUCACGUCAGCAUCUCCUGUGACAUCAUCAGACUCUUUGUUGAUCAUGAGUUUGUCUGUGGUUCUGGUUCUGAUCAUCACUGGCCUGUUGAUGCUGACAGUGAUUCUCUGGAAGAGACAUCAGACUGCAGUGACAAGAUCUCACGCCGGUCCAGUAAACAAGGAGCAGCGGUUUUGACAGAUACAGAGGAAGUACAAAUGAGAAGUGGGCAUGUUUGUCACUUUCAGCAGCUGUAGCAGAAAACAUUGAAACCCACUGAUACUCCUGAACAGCUUCAGAUGAAGAAGACCAGAGAAGAUGAUUGAAUACGCGAGAAGAAUGAAGAUGCCGUUGACUUUCACACUGCUGAUGAUUUCUGGAGCUCUGAGCUUCACUGUGAUGGGAUAUACAGGAGGAGCAGUCACCAUCACAUGUCCAUAUGACAGAGGAUAUACAAGUAAUGAGAAAUAUUUUUGUAAAGGUCAGAAGCCAGUUAUACCAAGGCCUGGAUGGUGUUUUGACGUCAUCAAGACUGAUAUUAAAGAUAAAAGAUUCUCUCUGUAUGAUGACACAACAGCAUCAGUCUUCAAUGUCACCAUCACUGAUCUGAAUGAACAUGAUUCAGACACAUACUAUUGUGUAGUUGAUAUAGUCGGGUGGACAGAUAUCUACACUGAAGUGAAGCUGAAUGUUAGAGAAGUUACGUUUGUUGUCCAGAUGUCAUCAUCACCACCAUCAUCACCAUCAUCAUCACCAUCAUUUCCAACACUGGAAACUUCAAUGUUCACAGAAAUCCAACAAACUAAACAAACAACAGGUUUUUUUGUAAUGAUUAUCUCUGAGGUUUUAUUUUUGCUGCUGGUCAGAGUUCCCCUGCUUCUACUGGCCAUUCGACAGACUCACGGGUCAGACCUGAGCUUAAUAAACACAGUUGAGUUUAAUGCUUGUGAUAAAGCUGACCUUCAUUCUGAUGCAAACACAGACAGCAGAACAACAGUAGUCUACAGUCUUCACUUACCAAUAAACCCUCCUGAGUAGUUAAACCUCUCUGAUAGAUCGCAAACUGUGAGCAAAUGUCCAUCAUUAGAUCUUAAUUAUGUAAAACAGUUAUUUUUAAAUGUAUAUAUAAUAGAUUUGUAAGCAAUGUUGAAUGUGUUGCAAGUGUUUAGUUCCCUUUCUCUCAACACUGUUUAUAAUACUCUUCAAGUGUUUUAAAUGCUGUUAUUGAAUUUGUUAUUGGCAAUAUUAGUUGUCUGUAAUCUGACAUACAGACAUAAAUCCUUUCCAGCAACUUCUGUAAGAUUUGAUGAAGUCUUGUAAUAUCGCACAUCAUGAAGAACCUGUUGGAUUUUUGGUCACGUGUUUUGUGUUCGUCUGCUGUCCAUGGUGCUGAAUUUCUGCUCUCACGUUCACUUCACUGCAGUCACCACUAGAGGACACCACUGCUGUGUUAUAUGGUUCAGUCUAGAAGUUGUCCAGCUGUACGUGUGAUUUACCCACAUGAGAAAAAUCUGAGUUGAAUGAAUUACCUUACAGUUCCUUGUUUCUUUCAAUUCAAUAACUACAAUAGUAACAAUAACCGUAAAACUCAUGUAAAU
Messenger RNA from Triplophysa rosa, 1835 nucleotides. Its product is annotated as CMRF35-like molecule 3. Bases 556 to 1275 code for a protein of 239 amino acids. The transcript is spliced from 10 exons. NCBI's taxonomy places the organism in Eukaryota, Metazoa, Chordata, Actinopteri, Cypriniformes, Nemacheilidae. The record is from RefSeq and is a predicted model, not a curated record.